AUGGACCUGAGUGCUGCAUGUGGCACACCAUCAUCAGACACCAUCAUCAGACACCAUCAUCAGACACUAUCAUCAGACACUAUCAUCAGACACCAUCAUCAGACACCAUCAUCAGACACCAUCAUCAGACACCAUCAUCAGACACCAUCAUCAGACACUAUCAUCAGACACUAUCAUCAGACACCAUCAUCAGACACCAUCAUCAGACACCAUCAUCAGACACUAUCAUCAGACACUAUCAUCAGACACCAUCAUCAGACACUAUCAUCAGACACCAUCAUCAGACACCAUCAUCAGACACCAUCAUCAGACACUAUCAUCAGACACCAUCAUCAGACACCAUCAUCAGACACCAUCAUCAGACACCAUCAUCAGACACUAUCAUCAGACACUAUCAUCAGACACCAUCAUCAGACACCAUCAUCAGACACCAUCAUCAGACACUAUCAUCAGACACUAUCAUCAGACACUAUCAUCAGACACUAUCAUCAGACACCAUCAUCAGACACCAUCAUCAGACACCAUCAUCAGACACCAUCAUCAGACACUAUCAUCAGACACUAUCAUCAGACACCAUCAUCAGACACCAUCAUCAGACACUAUCAUCAGACACUAUCAUCAGACACUAUCAUCAGACACUAUCAUCAGACACCAUCAUCAGACACUAUCAUCAGACACCAUCAUCAGACACCAUCAUCAGACACCAUCAUCAGACACUAUCAUCAGACACUAUCAUCAGACACCAUCAUCAGACACCAUCAUCAGACACCAUCAUCAGACACCAUCAUCAGACACCAUCAUCAGACACUAUCAUCAGACACUAUCAUCAGACACCAUCAUCAGACACCAUCAUCAGACACCAUCAUCAGACACUAUCAUCAGACACUAUCAUCAGACACCAUCAUCAGACACUAUCAUCAGACACCAUCAUCAGACACCAUCAUCAGACACUAUCAUCAGACACUAUCAUCAGACACCAUCAUCAGACACCAUCAUCAGACACCAUCAUCAGACACUAUCAUCAGACACUAUCAUCAGACACCAUCAUCAGACACUAUCAUCAGACACCAUCAUCAGACACCAUCAUCAGACACCAUCAUCAGACACUAUCAUCAGACACUAUCAUCAGACACCAUCAUCAGACACCAUCAUCAGACACCAUCAUCAGACACUAUCAUCAGACACUAUCAUCAGACACUAUCAUCAGACACCAUCAUCAGACACCAUCAUCAGACACCAUCAUCAGACACCAUCAUCAGACACUAUCAUCAGACACUAUCAUCAGACACCAUCAUCAGACACCAUCAUCAGACACCAUCAUCAGACACUAUCAUCAGACACUAUCAUCAGACACCAUCAUCAGACACUAUCAUCAGACACCAUCAUCAGACACCAUCAUCAGACACCAUCAUCAGACACUAUCAUCAGACACUAUCAUCAGACACCAUCAUCAGACACCAUCAUCAGACACCAUCACCAGACACUAUCAUCAGACACUAUCAUCAGACACUAUCAUCAGACACCAUCAUCAGACACCAUCAUCAGACACCAUCAUCAGACACCAUCAUCAGACACUAUCAUCAGACACCAUCAUCAGACACCAUCAUCAGACACCAUCAUCAGGCACUAUCAUCAGACACCAUCAUCAGACACCAUCAUCAGGCACCAUCAUCAGGCACCAUCAUCAGACACCAUCAUCAGACACCAUCAUCAGACACCAUCAUCAGACACCAUCAUCAGACACCAUCAUCAGACACCAUCAUCAGACACCAUCAUCAGACACCAUCAUUAGACACUAUCAUCAGACACCAUCAUCAGACACCAUCAUCAGACACCAUCAUCAGACUCUGA
Molecule: messenger RNA, 1851 nt
Organism: Knipowitschia caucasica
Lineage: Eukaryota; Metazoa; Chordata; Actinopteri; Gobiiformes; Gobiidae
Source: the annotation of a GenBank genome assembly